This is a messenger RNA of Thamnophis sirtalis, 1506 nucleotides long. Its product is annotated as protein shisa-2 homolog. NCBI's taxonomy places the organism in Eukaryota, Metazoa, Chordata, Lepidosauria, Squamata, Natricidae. The record is from RefSeq and is a predicted model, not a curated record.
AUGGUGGUUUCCUAUUUCCAAGAUGAGAAGAUCACCCUCAAUCACCAAAGACCUAGCAAUGAGCACUUAGAUGUGGAAUCCUCUCUGAAGAGGCUCUACAUGGGAUUUUGGGGUCCUGCCAAGAGAGUAUCAAAGAUACAGGAUGAAGAAUCAAGAGUUUUAAGCCAGUUUUCUAGCUCCAAACAUCAGUCCUACUUUGGAGUAAGCCAAAGCCCACACCCAACCCAGGGAUUAGUGUCUAUAUUGCAGGCUCCUGCACCAGGAUACACCGCUGGGGCGGGGCGGAGCGACACGUGCCGCCUUGUGCUCUACGGAGUGCCGCUGCUGGACGCCUCCGAGGAGUCUUCCUUACAGCGAGCCCCAAGGUCCCCUACGCGCCCAGGAAAGACACGCGCUGCCGACCCGCCGGCGAAGGAGACCAGCAGGCUCUGGAUUCGCCUUGGCGCCUCGGCGCAAGAGUUUAGCCGUUCUCCCACCGACCCACCAGAAGCUGGGGUUCUUCUUAUGGAAGGUGAACAAUGCGAAAAAUGGGUGCGUGGAAAGGCAAGUCCCGUUGAGACUUUCCACUGCCCCACCCAAGAUAACCAAUGGAAGGAGAUGUUUUGCUGUGGCACCUGCAUGGCCUCCUACUGCUGUUCCUCCACAAAGGAGCGCCUGGACCAGGCAAGCUGUUCCAAGAUUGUUAGGACAGAGAACCAAGAGCCUGAUGGACCCACAGUUGAGAAGAUCGAUGUCCUUGAGUUCAUUGCUAUAGCACUUGCGCUCAGCACCUCUUUCAUUGUGUUCUUCUGCGUACUGCGCUAUCGGAUGGAAUGCUUGGAGGCCCAGGAGGCGCAAAGAGUGGCUAAUGCCCAGCUGGACUUGAUCCAAGGGGUUCCUGCCACAUCUGUUAUUGACAGCCCUCCGCCUGAAAGGGCUGCCUCUGCAGCUCCUGAUCCUCCAUCCUCGGUGCCUGAAGAAUCCCAGAGUUCCUCAGAGCUGCCCACAGCUGUGGCCAAUGUGCUUUGGGGUUUUGGAAAUCCCAUUCGUGAAGUGAUGAAACUACCCAUAUUUAUCCUAGGAGGGCCACUGGGGGUUGUACCUGAAGAAGAGAAAGAGGAGGAGGAGGAGGAGGAGGAGACAGAUUUUUAACUGGAGAGAGGAGAAAUUAAGCAAGCCCCAAGCUCAGUCCUGAGCAUUGGUGUCCUUAGCUUUUUUAGCAUUAGGAACUGAACUAUUCUUUUUUAACAUCUUUUUAGUAAGUGCUGCUCUGUAUCCUAGAAAUGUCUUUUACUUGUGUGCUACCCAUUCCCUGACCCACAUAACCUUUGGUUUACACGGAUUAUCUUGCUUCUUCCCCCCCCUUUCACACCACUGAACCCCUAGUUGAGAUAUUUAAAUUGCUCUCUUCAAUCUUUCCAUUAGAGAUUGGGAUUAGAAGAUAUGGCGUUCUCCCAGCCAUGAGUCUCAAAGGGGACCUGAGACCUUAUUUUAGCCAACAUUAUUUUAAAUGCUCUGUAAAAAGAA